AUGGUGCCCCAAUGCGUGAAGAAAUCGGAGGAAGCGCUGCUGAAGGCUCAAAAGACUGCCGCCCACAGGGUCACCAGGUGCUACAGGACGGUGUCGGACAUGGCGUCGUUAGUCCUAGCGAAAAUGCCUCCAGCUUUUCUCCUGGCUACAUCGAGGAAGAAGAUGGCAGAGUCCAAGAAAUCCGGCAACGUCCUGUCCAAGACGGAAGCCACGAGAGAAGUGAUCGGUCAGUGGCAAGCGGUUUGGGAUUCCACUGCGAAGGCCGCGUGGACCAAACAGCUGAUACCGGACCUGGCGAUAUGGUGGUAUCGGGGACCGAGCCAAGUGAGCUUCCAUAUGGCUCAGGCGCUCACGAACCACGGAUGCUUCCAAAAAUAUUUAUGGAAGAAGGCGAGGGCACAGAGUCUAGCCUGCACCCACUGCACGGUGGAAGAAGACGACGCCGAGCACAUGAUUUUCGGUUGUCCCUUCUGGGAAGAGGCGAGACGUGAUGAAGGUUGA
Messenger RNA from Metopolophium dirhodum (rose-grain aphid), 501 nucleotides. RefSeq lists its product as uncharacterized. The transcript has a single exon. The record is from RefSeq and is a predicted model, not a curated record. Bases 1 to 501 code for a protein of 166 amino acids. Lineage: Eukaryota; Metazoa; Arthropoda; Insecta; Hemiptera; Aphididae.